Molecule: messenger RNA, 2378 nt
Organism: Malus domestica (apple)
Lineage: Eukaryota; Viridiplantae; Streptophyta; Magnoliopsida; Rosales; Rosaceae
Source: RefSeq, a predicted model, not a curated record
AAAUAAAUAUUCCUUCUAUCCUGGAUAUAAAGAAGAACACCCAGAAUUUCAAUUCUCUCUCUCUCUCUGUCAAUUAUAUUGAAAACCCAAUCUCUCUCUCUCUGAUCUCUAUCUGGGAGGACCCUCUUGAUCUCGCUUUGCUUUGAUCGGUUUUCGUUUCGGCGAGGAACUUUUUGAAGAAAUUCGGUGGUUCUUCGAAUAUAAUCCCUUUGUUUAUGAUAAUAAGAUGGGUUAAUCCAUAAUGGGGAAGUUUUUUACUUGGUCUGACAGUGGUUACAUAUGGAGUUUGUUUCGACAAAGUCAUGGAUAAGACUUCUUUGUAUGGCUUACCGGAUAUGAUGUGGAGGCAAUAUUGUUGGUAUAAAUUUGGAAGAGUGAACUUUUCUCCUAAAAAGCCUUGACUGUUGGAAGUAAAUUCUUCAAGAUACUUUGGCUGGGAAGGGAUUAUUUGUGACUUCAAUGGGGCAAAGAAAUAUGCUAUGCCCUAGUCAGAUGAUUGAUUUGGAAAUGAGUCAACAAGGGGAAGAUUAUCUCUGCCCCCCACCCUCCGUCCAUUUUGGGGGCGCUUCUACUAUCCAACAGCACAAUGUUCACACAAUGGUAACAGCUUCAGGGAGCAUUACUAGUUUGGAUGCCCAACAUUUACCGGAGCGUUAUGAUAAUGCCGCAUUCUACAGGAUGACCCAGUACAGUGUUCAGCAUCAUCAACAUAAUGUUGAUUUGGGUGUUGCAACUCCAGCCAACUAUUACUAUUCAUACAUGACCCCUUCAUCUAGUACUGGGGUGUUACCUGUUCCUCCAAGUCACGGGGCUUCUGAUCCUUCACCAUCUUCUAGCCAUUAUGGAGUCCUUGGAAUUUCUGCAGAUGAGUAUAAUAGAAAUAGUCACAUAAUGGAUGAUCCUAGAGGUCCGUACAAGAGAAAAAACCCUGAAGGCCUACCAGGGAAUUUUCAAUAUUUUAAUGCCUCUGCAACCCCUAGUUCUUCAGUGCCUCCUUUGAAUAUGAGGAAUCCUGAUGGAGUUGCUGUAAUGGAUGCUGUAAAUUAUGCCUUGCCUCAGUAUGCAGGAACUGGGAAUCCACCAAUUAUGGAAGCAGGACCUCAGAGUAGUAUGAGGAACAGAUCAGCUACAACUGGGCUUGAUUCUGUUAUGACACAUGACCAUAACCAUCUGAAUCAAGCAAAUUAUGCAGGUCAGCGCUUUCAGCCAGCUGGAACUCUCUGGUUAGACCAACAUUUAAGUGGUAACAGUGGAGAUGGAAGCUCUUCAUCCUGGAAUCAAGUUCCUACUAUUCCUUUUAUGCACGGGGGUAAUGUCACAGUAGGUUCUAUGGACAGCGGGAACAUGGGUAUGCAAAGAUAUCAUGAUUCAUCUAGCAACAGAAGUUCCUCUAUUCUCCGGCAUCCUCCUCCGCUCAACCACCGCCAUCAUAAUCAACACGUAGCACCACCCAUGCAAGGAUUAAGAGGCCACAACCUUAAUUUUAACCCCCAGGGUGCCACAGCAGCUUCAUAUAGAUUACCUGCAAGUUCCUCGCGCAGCACCAUGAAUCCUUCUCAGAAUGGUUUGGAGAUUGGUCGUAGGCAACCAGGAUCUAUUCCCUCGAAUGGCUUUAGGAUAUACAGGCCACACCAAGGAGUUAUUCCCGAGGCAGCUUUAAGACACCAGAACCUUCCCCACUUCAGAGUUCUUCAGGCUGAUGAAGGUGUCAUAGUAGAUGUUCCAAACUUUUAUGGCAGCUUUAUGGACCAGCACAGAGAUAUGCGGUUGGACAUAGAGGACAUGUCAUAUGAGGAGCUUCUUGCAUUGGGGGAGCAGAUUGGCCAUGUAAGCACUGGGUUGUCAGAGGAUACCAUUAGAAAACAACUAAAGUCAAGGUCUUAUUUAUCAUCUUCCAUUAAUUUAAACCUCGAAGAUGCUGGAUCCCCAGAGAAGGAAGCCGAUUCCUGCAUUAUAUGCCAGGAUAAUUAUAAGAACCGCGAGAAGAUAGGAAUUCUCCGCUGCGGACACGAGUACCAUGCAAGUUGCUUGAAGAAGUGGUUGCUUGUGAAAAAUGUCUGCCCCAUCUGCAAAUCCGAAGCGUUGAACACAGGGAAGAAGAAUGUAUAGGAGGUGUGACAGUUGAAUGACAAAGGACUCUUUGCUCUUUCAACUAACGUUAUUUUGUUAUAUAUUUUUGUAUAUGCAGCGGCAUAUAAAAUAUAUAUAUCGACCAACUGUUACCAUCCAGCUCGUUUAUUUGUUGGCUUUCCAAAACAUUGGUCAUGUAUCUAUCAAACUUGUACAGACUUUCUUUUCAAAACCAUUAUUUUAUUUUAUAAUUCUGCGUCCUGCUGUAUUACUCUCGGUAAUUAAGCAACCUUCUUGUUCAUUGGUGU